Messenger RNA from Haplochromis burtoni (Burton's mouthbrooder), 1082 nucleotides. RefSeq lists its product as uncharacterized. The record is from RefSeq and is a predicted model, not a curated record. Lineage: Eukaryota; Metazoa; Chordata; Actinopteri; Cichliformes; Cichlidae. The coding region runs from base 1 to 825 and encodes 274 amino acids. The transcript has 7 exons.
AUGUCAGAAAGCUCUUCAGGUGUGAACACACUCACUGGCAGUUUCCCCAAAUCCCACUCAUCCCAUGGCUCUGAAUUCAGGGUUACAGGCACACCUCUGUCUGUGGACCAAAGUCCUGACUCUGGACUAGUAUCUACACCCCUUCCAUCAAGUCGGUUCCAGUUUGCAUUGUGGCAUGGCCUGGAGCAGUGUGAUGUCACAGGUGACCAGCUGACGUGCCCCAGGGUUAGAGAAGGGCCAUCAGAAGAUGAGUUACAUCUAAAAGAGAGGGGUGGCAUCUGUUUGGAGAGAGGGAGGAGCAGGAGAAGAGAGGAACAAGGACAGAGAUGGGAGGAGAGGCUUCAAGAGAACUGGGAAAACUGUCUGGAGUUAAAUUUGUCCUAUCAGGACUUGGGUGAUCCCUUCCAGCAAGAAAAUUUCCUCCGAAUCCUCCGCCGGUUGAUCCGAGUGGAGAAACUUCAACUGAUUGACAACUCCCUCACCAGCCUGAGUUCUGUACGUCUGCCAAGGUGCAGAGUGUUAAACCUGCACCGUAACCACCUGGUGUGUCUGCGUCAGCUGCCAAAGCUCCCCGCAGUGGAGCACCUUUGUCUGUCUGAGAACGCCAUUGGUUCCCUGGGGGGACUGGGAGCUCUGGGGAACAGCCCACUCCGUUCCCUGAACCUGACCCGCAACCCAGUGACCUUCACUCAGGACUACCGUGCACGUGUUUUCUCCUGUUUGCCAAAUCUCGAGGUCCUGGAUGGAAUCCCCAAGCUGCCAGAAGACUUGCUGCCCCCCAGUUUACUGCUCCCAGAAACCAGCAGGAUGUGUAAUAUUUUGUGACAUUCCUCCGUGGUAGCCUGCACUUUGAAAAUGUCAGCUUUCAGAGAUCUCCUCUGAGGGAAAGUGGCCAGGUAACAUUUAAAUGAAGGACUUAUUUACACAAACUGUCAUACUUACUGCCGUUAAGGUCACGGGUUGAGGCAUUAAGAAGAAUAAUCGUAAGGUAAUGCUUUUAGUACCAAGUAACAACUACCAGUAUAUUACUGAUAUUUUUAAAUUUAGAUUUAUAUACAAUUUACAGCUAUUUUGAUAAUAAA